Messenger RNA from Gongylonema pulchrum, 396 nucleotides. The record is from the annotation of a GenBank genome assembly. Lineage: Eukaryota; Metazoa; Nematoda; Chromadorea; Rhabditida; Gongylonematidae.
AUGGUACGAGCGGUUCAGACGCCUUAUCAACCGUUCUUCUCUCCUUGCACAUUUCCGACACCUGCUCAUCAACCGCUACAAUUCCGUUCUUACUGUAAUCUGAUUUCGCGUCUUCCGUUUAUCUGUGAUCUCCACCAGCAGCUCAGUAAUUCUGGCGCUACAAUUAUUUUCGAAGCUUUCGAGAAGCUUAAGCCAAUUUUUUUGAAAAAUAAUUCAUUUUCACUCGGCAUACUCAUCGUGCGUCAGCUGGUGCCACCAGCGAGUAAGGAAGCGGUUUAUAGCAACAAAUAUGAAUACGGAUGUCUGUUCGAUGACGAAUGCAUCCAUAUGAGUGUGGAAAAGGUGCAGCAGUUUGUAAGCAGCGCCCGCACUUUUAUCAAGGUUCAAACACAUUAG